AUGGAAGUGCUUCGCCUUGAUUCUGGUCUGAUUUUGAGCCAACGCAAAUUCGCCAUGGAGCUGGUUUCUGAGUUUAAUUGUUGUGGUCUGUCUCCAGCUAAUUUACCUCUGGACCCAUCGUGCAAACUUCAUGCUGAUCAGGGUGAUCUUUUGUCUGAUCCAACUUUGUAUCGCCGAUUGUUGGGCAAGUUGAACUUUUUGACUCACAUGUGCCCAGAUCUAUCCUUCGCGGUCCAACAUCUAAGCCAGUUCAUGCAAGCCCCUCGUGAUCCUCAUCUUUCUAAUGCUAAACAUUGCCUUCGCUAUCUUCUUCGUGACCCUGGUUUAGGUCUCUUUAUGUCUAAUUCUCCUUCAUUUGAGCUUAUUGCCUUCUGCGAUUCUGACUGGGGUUCUUGCCCUGAUUCUAGGCGUUCCAUUAGUAGUUUUUUCAUCAGUCUUGGUGGUUGCCUUGUUUCUUGGAAAUCAAAGAAACAACCCUUUGUUUCUUUGUCUUCUGCGGAGGCUGAGUAUCUAUCUAUACGUCACGUGGUUGUUGAGAUUACUUGGCUUGUCCAUUUGCUUGACGAUCUCUCCAUUUCGCCUCAGUUGCUGGUUGCUCUCCACUUUAACAGUCUGGCGGUCAUCUAUAUCGCUAAGAACCCUGUCUUUCACGAGCGCAUCAAACAUGCUUCCUCAUAA
Messenger RNA from Nicotiana tabacum (common tobacco), 678 nucleotides. NCBI's taxonomy places the organism in Eukaryota, Viridiplantae, Streptophyta, Magnoliopsida, Solanales, Solanaceae. The record is from RefSeq and is a predicted model, not a curated record.